GCAGUGAGUACCACCAAGUGUCUAUCAUACAUAAUGGCCAUGUCAUUACGGGCAGCGCGGCUGGUUGGUCGCAGACAAUUUGCUCUUCGAUCGAGCCUUCCACUUCGGGCUGCUACGCAACUGCCUCGUCUAAGCUUCACUCCUCGUACCCUCUCUACAACUGCACGACGACAGGACGCCCCGGAUGUCUUCCAAUCUCUCAAGGACGGGCCUGCGGCUGGCUUCCUAUCGACCUUCCAGGAAACACCCAAGACUCCCCAGACACUCACUGAGAAAAUUGUGCAGCGGUAUGCCGUUGGCAUCGCCGAAGGCAAGGUGCUCCGGUCGGGCGACUAUGUCACUCUACAGCCUCACAAGUGUAUGACGCACGACAACACAUGGCCAGUGGCCCUCAAGUUCAUGUCGAUUGGAGCCACCAAGAUCAGCGACCCCAACCAGAUUGUUAUGACACUCGACCACGAUGUGCAGAACAAGACUGAGAAGAAUCUGAAGAAGUACAGCCAGAUCAAAGAGUUCGCCCAAAAGCAGGAUGUCGUCUUCUACCCUGCAGGAAGAGGUAUCGGGCAUCAGAUUAUGGUUGAAGAGGGUUAUGCUUGGCCAGGAACCUUGGCCGUCGCUUCUGACAGCCAUUCGAACAUGUACGGCGGUAUCGGAUGCUUGGGCACGCCUGUAGUGCGAACAGAUGCCGCGAGCAUUUGGGCAACGGGCAAGACCUGGUGGCAGAUUCCGCCUGUCGCAAAAGUCACUCUGGCUGGCAGCAUGCCGCAGGGUGUGACAGGAAAAGAUGUCAUUGUGGCACUGGCUGGUCUGUUCAAUAAGGACGAGGUUCUCAACCACGCCAUUGAAUUCACUGGAUCCGACGCGACUCUGGCUACCAUUCCCGUGGAUGAUCGCCUCACGAUUGCAAACAUGACUACCGAAUGGGGUGCGCUUACUGGACUUUUCCCCAUCGAUUCUAUUCUGCACAGUUGGUUGCGCGCAAGGGCUACUCUUGCAGCGAUGGGCGAAGGCGAUGUCAAGGAUCACCACCACAAGCAGUUUGUGCACGAGCGCAUUGACAAGCUAUUCACUGCUACCGGUAUCGUUGGAAAACAGACAGGCCACAUCUUCAAGCCUGCAUUGGCUGCUGACAAGGGCGCCGUCUAUGCCAAGGAACUCUUCCUCGACCUGUCGACACUAUCACCGUACGUCUCUGGACCAAAUUCUGUCAAAGUCGCUACUCCCUUGGUCGAACUCCAAAGCCAGAACAUUCCAAUCAACAAAGCAUACCUGGUAUCUUGUACAAACUCCCGGGCUUCUGAUCUCGCAGCAGCUGCAAAGGUCUUCAAAGAAGCAGCAGCCGCCAACGACGGCAAGGCCCCCAAGAUCCCCGACAACGUCAGCUUCUAUAUCGCUGCAGCUUCCAUUCCGGAGCAAAAGGCCGCAGAAGAGUCCGGUGACUGGCAGACCCUAUUGGACGCUGGUGCGCAACCCCUGCCUUCUGGAUGUGGACCUUGCAUUGGCCUCGGUACAGGUCUUCUCGAGCCUGGUGAGGUUGGUAUCAGUGCCAGCAACCGCAACUUCAAGGGUCGCAUGGGUUCUCCUGACGCGAAGGCAUACCUCGCUAGCCCGGAAGUCGUUGCAGCAAGUGCUCUGUCGGGCAAAAUCUCUGGUCCCGGGUGGUACGAGAUGCCUGAAGGCUACGAGGGCGUCCGCCGAGGCGAGGGCGAUGGUGUUCGUGAGGAGGAUCGCAUGAUGACCAUCGAAGAUAUGCUUGAGAAGGCGAUCAACGACGCUGAGGCAGCCAUUGGUAGUUUCGACUCUGCUCCUGCUGAGACGCAAUCCGUGACGGCUCCAGGCUCGGAAGCUGAGACCCUGACUGAGAUUCUUCCGGGGUUUCCGGAGAAGAUCAGCGGUGAAAUCGUCUUCUGCGAUGCUGACAACAUCAACACCGACGGUAUUUACCCCGGCAAAUACACUUACCAAGACGACGUCACCCGGGAGAAAAUGUCCGAGGUGUGCAUGGAGAACUAUGAUCCCAGCUUUGGUCAGAAGGCGAAGUCAGGCGACAUCCUCGUGUCAGGCUUCAACUUCGGGUGUGGUAGCAGUCGUGAGCAAGCCGCUACUGCAAUCCUCGCCAAGGGCAUCCCGCUCGUUGUUGCUGGCAGCUUCGGCAACAUCUUCAGCAGGAACAGUAUCAACAACGCACUCAUGGGAGUUGAGGUCCCCAAGCUAGCCAACCGCCUCCGCGAAGUCUUCUCGUCUACAGAAACACCCUCGUCCCAACAAGCGAUCAAAGAGCCUUCAAACAACCGCGAAUCGCUCGACUCGCCACCCCCGGCAGCCACUGCUCAGCCCGCUCAAGCCAAGCAAUUGACACGCCGAACAGGCUGGACUCUGGAGUGGGAUGUACGCAGGAGCACCGUCUCUGUCCAGGAAGGCCCCAGCGGCUCCAAGUGGAACGUCAAAGUGGGUGAGCUCCCUCCCAAUGUCCAGGAGAUUAUUGCUCUCGGUGGUUUGGAGAACUGGGUCAGGAAGGAGAUUGGUGGCACCGCAUGAGGAUGCUCUUCAGAGCAAUGACGCGUUGUACGAUCUGUGUAUACCCUUUUAAAAGUAUCGGCAUGGGCGGCGUUUGGUUUGGCUGUUGCAUACAGUAUCUCACGUAGGACUCUUAUACUUCCAUGUUCUAUUUUAGAGUCGCGUGCCUUAGACUCGAGAUUGUAGAUGUCCUAGAUGAGUUUUGUAGCAAUGCAAAAGUAUACUAUAUUC
Dothidotthia symphoricarpi CBS 119687 is the source of this 2748-nucleotide messenger RNA. RefSeq names its product homoaconitase mitochondrial precursor. The transcript is spliced from 2 exons. Gene Ontology annotation, molecular function: 4 iron, 4 sulfur cluster binding; homoaconitate hydratase activity. Gene Ontology annotation, biological process: L-lysine biosynthetic process. The record is from RefSeq and is a predicted model, not a curated record. Bases 34 to 2538 code for a protein of 834 amino acids. NCBI's taxonomy places the organism in Eukaryota, Fungi, Ascomycota, Dothideomycetes, Pleosporales, Dothidotthiaceae.